AUAUAUUCCCAGGCAGAAUUGUGUGUGCAAUAUAACACAAUGGCGACCCAUGGAGAUCUGUGCACUAGUGAAAUGUUGGCCUUUCUCGAUGUGGAGCAGAUCUUCAACAGACCACUGAAGUGUCCAGUGCCAUUCUGUGGGUCGGAGCUGACGCCAAUUGAGAUGCUAACCCAUCUUCUGAUGGGUCACAGCCCCGGCGAGUCGAUGCUGGAGACAGUGGCCGAUUGCCCCGAGCUGUUUCAUGUGCAGCUCAACGAACUGAAGGCCGGAACAAGCUAUGUGAUUGCUGCGAUCGCCUACCACGGCACCCCGAAGGUGGGACUCAGCACUCCGGUGUCUCCAGAGCUGCAAAUCGUCCAUCAGUUGCCCGUAAUGCUCGUAAUGUAUGUCACUCCGCUGGCAAACAAACACAACGGUAACGACACCGACAACGCGGAACAGACCGUCAUCUUCUACAUGGUCAGUCCGUUGAUGGCCACGGAGGUGGGUGUCCAGAUCACGCUCCUGGACGGCGACCAAGACAUGCAUGGCCAGAAAGCCCUAUGUCAGUUUUCUGCGCACACUCAGACGGGGGCCUACGGGCACGGGUUCGGGGAGGUGGAGCAGCUCUUAGUCCACAUGGAGUUCGUUUUCUAUUCGGCUAGCAGCAUUCAGAAGCUCAUCGACGCGGACCCGGAGCGGCAGCUUCAUGUUAAGGUCGUUCUGACUGGGGAACCGAACUCGUUGGGAUCGGACAGCCACCCAGAGUAUCCAGAAUAGUUUUGCUCGGCUGCGCUGACUCAUCCUGAUUGACAGACACUUUAGAGCCGGCGCGGCCCCGAUUGACGCACACUUGAAACCUGUAAUCUGAGUGCCUGCCAAUAAUUUUCGAUCUUUUAUAUACUAUGUAAACAAUAUUUCUUUACCAACAGUCAAA
This is a messenger RNA of Drosophila persimilis, 916 nucleotides long. RefSeq lists its product as uncharacterized. The transcript has 2 exons. The record is from RefSeq and is a predicted model, not a curated record. NCBI's taxonomy places the organism in Eukaryota, Metazoa, Arthropoda, Insecta, Diptera, Drosophilidae. The coding region runs from base 40 to 759 and encodes 239 amino acids.